AUGAAGAUCAUAGGCGAGUUAGCCCUUGUGGGCGCCAUCGCCUCGGUGUUUAUUGUGGCCGCGAGAGGGCGCGCCGUAGAGAGGGCAGCUGAAGAGGCUGCCGGGAGAGACUACAUGAGAAACCUGGACGAGAUUAUGUCCAAAGCUAAGAAUAAGAAAGUUAUUGCAAGCUGGGAUUAUGAGAGUAAUAUUACCAAGUACAAUGAGGAUCGAUUGUUGCAAAUAUCCUUGGAGCUAGCUGAAGAAGAGAAGGAACACUGGAAAGAGACCAUGAGCUACCUUUGGCAUGAGUACGAAGACCAGGAUCUGAAGAGAAUGUUCCAGAAGUACACCAAACUUGGCACUUCUGCGCUGCCUGAGGAUUUGAAUGAGAGAUUGAUCAAUGCUAUCAAUAAUAUGCAGUCGACGUAUGCUAAAGCCACUAUUUGUUCCUAUUCUGAUAGGACGAAAUGUGAUCUGCAUGUGGAACCUGAGGUGACAGACAUCUUUGCGACCAGUAAUGACCCUGAGGAGUUGAAGUACACUUGGCUGGAGUGGCACAAGGCCGCUGGUGCUGCCUCCAAGGGCAACUUUACUGAAUACGUCGCUAUGGACAAUGAGGCUGCUAAGCUGAACGGUUACGACAGUGUAGCAGAAUGGUGGCUAAGCUAUUAUGAGGCUGAUGACAGUGAGGAUCAGUUUGCUGCACUCUGGGCCCAAGUCAAGCCUCUGUACCAACAGAUCCACGCUUACGUGAGGAGGCACCUGAGACUGAAGUAUGGAGAGGACGUCGUGCCUGCUAGGGGACCUAUCCCUGCCCAUUUGCUAGGUAAUAUUUGGGCUCAAACUUGGAAUCAAGUUGAGAAGUUCACCAAGCCAUACCCUGACAAGCCUGAAAUCGACGUUACUAACGCUCUGCGUGCCCAGAACUAUACAGCGCUGAAGUUCUUCAAAACUGCAGAGGAAUUCUUCACGUCCCUGAACUUGAGUCCCAUGCCUGACCUGUUCUGGGAGAGAUCCAUUAUUGAGAAACCCACUGAUGGACGAGACAUGGUCUGCCAUGCUUCUGCCUGGGACUUCUACGACGGUGAAGACUUUAGGAUCAGACAAUGCACCACCAUCACAUCAGAAUUCUUCAAGACUACGCAUCACGAGAUGGGUCAUAUCCAAUACUACCUUCAAUACAAAGAUCAGCCGGUUGUUUAUAGGGAGGGUGCUAACCCUGGUUUCCAUGAGGCCGUUGGUGACGUCAUCGCUCUGUCAGUUUCCACACCAAAGCAUUUGAGAGUUAUGGGUCUUCUCGAAGAUGGCACUGAUGAUAUCGAAACCAACAUUAACCAGCUUUAUAAAAUGGGAUUGGAAAAAAUUGUCUUCCUACCUUUUGCGUACCUUCUCGAUCUAUUCCGUUAUGGAGUCUUCCGUGGUACCACCUCUCCUGAUGAGUACAACUGCCACUAUUGGCAACUGAGAGAAGCCCUUCAAGGCGUGGAACCACCAGCACCCAGGUCUGAAGACGACUUCGAUCCUGCUGCUAAAUACCACAUCUCUGCUGAUGUGGAAUAUAUGAGAUACUACAUCUCCUACAUCAUUCAGUUCCAAUUCCAACGUUCCCUGUGCCAGAUUGCUGGUGAAUAUGUUCCCGGAGACGAGACUAAACUGCUGUCCAACUGUGACAUCUACAAGAAUACUGAGGCUGGAAAUGCUUUAGGUAAAAUGCUUCAGCUCGGUUCAUCCAAACCCUGGCAAGACGCAAUGGAGGCUCUGACAGGACAGCGUAACAUGGACGCCAGUGGAUUGCUGGAGUACUUUGCUCCUUUACAUGACUGGCUUAAGGCGGAGAAUGAGAGGACUGGGGAGUUUGUUGGCUGGGAACCUAGUACUGUCCCAUUCUGCACAGCGGAGCAGCGGUCAGCAAUGGAAAGCUCCGGCUUCAACACCAGACUGAAAAAAUACGCUUCAAUGUAA
Spodoptera littoralis (African cotton leafworm) is the source of this 1944-nucleotide messenger RNA. The record is from the annotation of a GenBank genome assembly. NCBI's taxonomy places the organism in Eukaryota, Metazoa, Arthropoda, Insecta, Lepidoptera, Noctuidae.